CCCAGCGUCAGACGCUGCCGGGCUCCGGUCCGGGCUGCAGGCGGAGCUCGCGGCGCGCCCGGGGGCAGAAACUCCGGGCCGGGCCGGGCCGGGCCGGGCCACAGCGCUCUGCCCUGCUCCCCCGCAGCCGCCCCCGGGAUGGGGCCGGGAAGCCGGUGGCUGCUGGCGGCCGCCCUGCUGUGUUGGGGAGCCCGCUGCCAGGUGGCGCCCUCACUGGGCCAGACGGCAGCAGUGGUCCCCUUCGAGGAGGUGUGGAGCCGCAGUUACUGCCGUGCCCUGGAGACCCUGGUGGACGUGCUGGGCGAGUUCCCGCAAGAGGCUGAGCACGUGUUCAAGCCGUCCUGUGUCCCGCUGCGGCGCUGCGUGGGCUGCUGCGGCGACGAGGACCUGGAGUGCGUCGCUGUGGAGACCCGCCCCGUGGCCAUGCAGGUCGUCCGCCUCAGCCCGAUCCAGGGGAAGAGUCAGCAGGAGGAGAUGAGGUUCACAGAGCACAGCCGCUGCGCAUGCAGGCCUCGGAGGAAACGAUUGAAAAGUGAGAGAGACAGCAAGAGAGGGCCCAGGAGGAGACCUCGGGAGCCGGGCCCUAUGCCCCUCCCCACCCCUCUGUGGCAGCCCCCACUGCAGAGGGAGCCAAGGAGCUGAGGCCGAGGCCCGGGGUGAAGGAACCGGUCCUGCGCCCAGGUGGGGGUACAGGGUGCAUCCCUCAAUGCAGACUGGAGCUGGGACCACCUCCAGCACCCAGUGAACGAGCCCACAUGCAGCACCCAGGCUGGGAGGCUGGUGACCCCCACAUGAGAGGGGCAAGGGGUGAUGCCUCUAGGGCAGUGGCGGGAGGGGACUCGCUCUCAAGAGGCUGCUGUUUCAGGGAGUUCUGCCCAGGGUGGCCAGGGGCUCCCAGGUUGACGUUGGGGGGUAGGCAGGAUGGGGAAUUGAGGACUUGAACUUCUGGCAAAGGGAGCUUCAGGCCAGGUGCCCCAGGGCCAGGAGCGGAUGGUGGGUAGAUGGGGGUUUGGUCCCCCUUUCCAGCAAUGGGAGCCCAGGAGCCAGCCCCCUUCCCCCACCCCAGCUUCAGGAGCCUCCCCCAGAUAGGAGCCAGGUCCCCCCGCAUGGGCACAGGAGCCGCCCGUAGCGAGAUGCUCUGGGCAGCGCAUUCCUGGGCCACGUCUGCUCAGCUCCUGAGCCGGUGAAAUCUGGGGGACUGCGACGCCCGGCCUGGCCUCCCCCGUUCUUAGACUGCAGAGAGCUCGUGUAUAACCCGUGCACAGAUACUGAACCCACAAUAAACCCCAUCUCCUCCCUGCCCUGUCA
Caretta caretta (loggerhead turtle) is the source of this 1308-nucleotide messenger RNA. Its product is annotated as snake venom vascular endothelial growth factor toxin ICPP-like. Gene Ontology annotation, molecular function: chemoattractant activity; growth factor activity; vascular endothelial growth factor receptor binding. Gene Ontology annotation, cellular component: membrane. Gene Ontology annotation, biological process: positive regulation of endothelial cell proliferation; positive regulation of mast cell chemotaxis; sprouting angiogenesis. NCBI's taxonomy places the organism in Eukaryota, Metazoa, Chordata, Testudines, Cheloniidae. The record is from RefSeq and is a predicted model, not a curated record.